UCAUCUGCUCUACGACACAGCGGACCCUGUUGAUCUCAGCCGUUGCGCAGCGUGCGAUAUCGGUUAUAUAAUCUGUCGCUGCAGUGAGUCCAGUUAGGGUUUUGUCUCACCAUUUCCUCUUCAAUCCUGUCUUUCAACACCGGCCGCCGGGGCUUCAAGAGAUGGUGAAGCCGAAAAAAUUCAAGAUGAAGAAGAAGAAGAAGCAGAAGCAGAAACAGCAGGGAGCGAAUUCCCUGGAUCAUUCAAAUAAGAAGGUAAAAGAGAAUGAGGAGCAGUCGGAGGAGAGCGAGCCCAAAGCCCAGCCUGCUGACGAAGCAACGACCUCUGCAGCCAACACGAGCAGUGCGGCUGACAGUGGGAAGGAAAAAGCGACUCCAUCCCUGACCCCGUUAAAGAAGAUCAAGAAGGAUAGAAAGAAUGAGCUACAAACUAAGGAGAGUAAGCCGACAACCCUGCAUGUGGGCGUAGCAGCGGCUUCUGCUGCCAACAGCCGCAAGGCGGCGGGCAGUGGGAAGGGAAAGGAGCCUGCCACGACAUCAGAGAAGAGCGCUGGAUUCAUCUUCAUGUGCAGCGGGAAGACGAAGCCCGAGUGCUUCCGUCUCCACGUAUUUGGGCUUCCCAGAGGAAGGAAAGAUACCGUCGAGAAGAUCAAGCCAGGCGCCAAGUUAUUCCUAUAUGAUUUUGAUCUGAAGCUUCUAUAUGGGGUUUACAAGGCUUCCUGCCAGGGUGGGAUGGAUCUGUCACGGAAUGCCUUCAGAGGUGCCUUCCCCGCUCAGGUGAAAUUCAAGGUUCAUAUGGAUUGCCCGCCACUUCCAGAGACUACAUUUAAACAUGCUAUUCAAGAAAACUAUAACUCAAAGGGCAAAUUUACUGCUGAGCUUAACUCAAAACAGGUUCGCAAAUUAAUGUCAUUGUUUCGCCCUUUAAAUGAGUCAAGGCCAUGGAUACCUCAACCUAUUAACUAUGUUGAGGAUCGUCGUUAUCCACCGCAUUUGCCUCUUGAUGAUCCAUAUAGUUCAGCUCAUGUGUCACAUAUCACACCGCCUCCACCUGAGGAUCAAUAUAGGUUGGGUUAUCGUCCACUUGUAACAACACAUUUGCCGCCUGAAGAACCAUAUAGGUCAAGCCAUUUGCCACGUGGCCCACCUCAUUUGCCACCUGAAGAACCAUAUAGGAUGAGCCAUCUGCCACAUGGCCCACCUCAUUUGCCACCUAAAGAAUCAUAUAGGUUGAAUCAUCUACCACAUGGCUCACCUCAUUUGCCACCUAUUGAUUCAUUUAGGUCCAACCAUCUAUCAGAUGUUACACUUAUGGAGUCAAGAUAUAUUCAUCAACCGCAUUCUAAUGAUCCCCUUGCUAACUCGUUACAACCCCCUUCUAUUGUACCCGCGGUUGAUCCGUUUCAAGUGGAGACUUCUCGAGCUUACUAUUUUGAAAAUCCUGCUCAAGGUGAACGACUUGUUUAUAGGUUAGUUCCGGAGACGAUUCCAAGGGCAGAUAUACAUACAUUGCCACAAAGCAACUACCACACUAUACCUAUUCGAGAUGGAGAUGCUACCAUUUCACAUGCUGAACAGAGGAUCUAUGAGCAAGCAAUUGGCCACCAAGCAGCAACAGUAUACCAAGAUCCUAAUGUGCAAAGUAGGAUUGCCAUGCCAAAUAUGCCUCCUGCUUCGCGCUAUUCUUUUGCUGGGGCCACGACAAGAUAUCGCUACCCGUGACAUUGUUACUUUGGAUGCUCUUCCCGGGUGAAUUGCAAUACUUGUAGGCUGAUAUUGUGGGAAGUGGGAAAACAUUGUUUGGAAUAUUUGGCAAUUAGCUUGGAGGAAUCUGCUCCGAACCGUUGUAAAACUUUGCAGCCCUCAGCUAAUUGCAACUUACUUUGACAGUUUGGAGUAUGUUUCAGACGUGCCAUUUAAUCUCGAUAUGUGAAAUAUGAUCGUGAUUUAUUUAUCAA
Zingiber officinale is the source of this 1957-nucleotide messenger RNA. Its product is annotated as arp2/3 complex-activating protein rickA-like. The transcript has 5 exons. The record is from RefSeq and is a predicted model, not a curated record. The coding region runs from base 162 to 1721 and encodes 519 amino acids. Lineage: Eukaryota; Viridiplantae; Streptophyta; Magnoliopsida; Zingiberales; Zingiberaceae.